Messenger RNA from Ichthyophthirius multifiliis, 2379 nucleotides. RefSeq lists its product as hypothetical. Lineage: Eukaryota; Ciliophora; Oligohymenophorea; Hymenostomatida. The transcript has 3 exons. Gene Ontology annotation, biological process: cellular response to heat; protein stabilization; protein folding. Gene Ontology annotation, cellular component: protein-containing complex; cytosol; perinuclear region of cytoplasm. The record is from RefSeq and is a predicted model, not a curated record. Gene Ontology annotation, molecular function: ATP binding; ATP-dependent protein folding chaperone; ATP hydrolysis activity.
AUGAAAAUAAAUAUAUAUUAUUAUAAACUUCUAAUUAUAUAUAUAGCAUUUCGAAUAUCAGUUUAAAAAAGCUCUUUAUAAAAAGAAGUAUAUGAAUUCCAAUCUGACAACUCUCGCUUAAUGAAUAUUAUAAUAACAUCUUUAUAUUCCCACAAAUAAAUAUUUAUAAGAGAAAUUUUAAUUAAUGCUUCGGAUUCUUUAGAAAAAUAUCGUUAUUUAUAAUAAAACUUUCCCGAAAUAAAAUAAGAAAAUGAUGAAGAAUUAGAAAUAAAAAUAAAAUACAAUCAAAAAGAAAAAACAAUAUCAAUAACCGAUAAUGGUAUAGGAAUGACUAAAUAAGAUUUAAUAUCAAAUCUAGGCAUAAUAGCAAAAACGGGAACAACCAAAUAUAUAGAAGCUAUAAAAGAUGGAGAUAUUAAUAUUGUAGGAUAAUUCGGAAUCGGAUUUUAUAGUUGUUUUUUAAUAGCUAAAAAAGUAUAAUUAAUAUCCACUCAUUAUAAAUUACAAGAACAAUAUAUAUGGGAAAGUAUUGCUAAUAAUUAUUUUUCAAUAAAAAAAGUAGAUGAUGAUAAAAAAUAUAUAAAAAGAGGUACAAAAAUCAUUCUUUAUUUAAAAGAAGAUUCCCUCUAGUUCCUUGAAAAAAACACAAUAGAAAAUAUAAUCGAAAAAUACUCUGAAUUCAUAACUUUUCCAGUUAAAAUAAAAGAAAAAGAUCAUAUACCAAAAAAAAAAAAAAAAAAUACCAAAAAAAUUGAAGGGAAAAAUACCUAAAAAUACUAAGAAAAAAAUACUUAAAAUUAGAAAGAAAAAAAUACUUAAAAUUAGAAAGAAAAAAAUACUUAAAAUUAAUAUAAAAUAAUAAAUACAAACAGUCCUAUAUGGCUUCGUCCUAAAGAAGAAAUAGAAGACGAAGAAUACAUAGUUUUUUUCAAAAAAUACACAAAAAAUACUUCUAGUAAUCCCCUUACUUGGGUUCAUUUUCGAAAUGAAAAAGACAUAGAAUUUACUUCGAUUUUAUUUAUAAAUGAAAAAGCUCCUUUAGACCUAUACGAAAACUACUAUAAUAAAGAAAGUUAAAUAAAAAUAUAUAUAAGAACAGUUAUAUUAGAAAACUAAGAAGAUUAGCAUUUAAUGCCUAAAUAUUUAAAUUUUAUAUAAGGUUUAGUCGAUUCCGAUGAUUUUUUAUUGAAUGUAAAUCGCGAAAAUAUAUCAAAACAAAAAAACGCUUUUUUAAUAAUUAGACAAUAAUUACUCCAUAAUUCACUUGAAUUAAUUCGUUAAAUGGCCGAAGAAGAAUAAGGAAACUGUUAUAUAAAAGAAGAUGACGAAGACUCCCUAUCUGACUCAGAAAAUUCCGACUAACACCAAAUUCUUACAGAACAAGACGACGAUUUUACCGAGUUAUAGUCCGAAACUGAUUAAAACGACUUAUUUGAGGAGCUUUAACAGAAUGAAGCAAAAAAAGCAUUUGACUUAUAAAAUAAGCGUAAGAAAUACUAGACCUUCUAUCACUAAUACGGGAAAAGUAUAAAACUAGGAAUUAUUGAAGAUAAAGAAAACCGUGAAAAACUAGCCAAAAUGAGUCGUUGGUACUCCUCAUUUAACCACACAGACCUAACGUCUUUCGAGAAAUACAUCCAAAGGGCAAAACUAGGUUAAAAUUAAAUAUAUUAUUUAGCCGGAGAAAGCCCAAAACACAUAAUGGAGCACCCUACUAUAUAAAGAUUAUUAAAAAAAGGCUUUGAAGUGCUUUUAUUAUUCGACACAAUAGACGAAUUUGUUUUUUAGAAUUUAAAAACUUACAAAAACUACACAUUUGUAAAUGUAGGAAAAGGCAAUUUCAAAUUUCCUGUAAAAAAUUAAUAUGAAAUUUAAAAAAAUGAAUUUAUUUAUCAAAAAUUUCUCCUUUUAAUAAAAUUUCUACAUAAACUACUUUAUAAUGAUAUCGAAAAAGUCAUUAUUUCGUAAAGAUUAUUAGACCACCCGUGUGUUAUUUUACCUGGAAAAUAAGGCUUUUCGGCGCAUAUGGAAAGAAUUUAGUCAGCAGUAAGUUAAGAUAGAUAGAAUAUUUCCAAAUUUAGUAAUUAGAAAAAAAUAUUAGAAAUUAAUCCAAAUCAUCCUGCUAUUUAAAAAUUAUUAAGUUUAGUAAUUAAUAAUUAAAUUAAUCUAUAUGUUGAAGAUAUAGUAAAAUUAAUGUUUGAAGGAUCAGUUAUUAAUUCAGGGUUUGUACUAAGAAAGCCACAGAAGUUUGCAAAGAGAUUUUAUAAAAUGAUUAAUAAAGCUUUAGGGAUACCAAAAAACGCACCGAUAAUUGAAUAUGAAAUAAAUUGGGAAGAACUUACAGAAUUAGAUGAAGAUUAUGAUGACUUGAUUGUUUGA